AUGGCUUCAUGGAUCUUCUCAGUAUUAAAUGAUCUAUUCCAGGCCGGGAGGGGGACGAAUACCACCUUCCUCACAGACCAACAUGUCCCCAGUACCGAUCUGACCGGCAAAUGGAUCAUUAUAACCGGAUCCAAUAACGGCGUUGGCUUCGAAGCAGCAAAAUUAUUUGCGUCAUGGGGCGCAAACCUCAUCCUCGCCUGUCGUGAGCCACCUGCAUGGGAACUGCAUCCAACAGCCGCUAUGAACCAAUGCAAAGAGCUCGCCCUUGCGUACGGCCAUUCGUCCACUAUUGAAUGGUGGCCAAUCGACAUGGCAGAUCUCAGCAGCGUCGAUGCUUUUUGUCAAAGAUGGCUGCAAUGCGAUCGCGCUUUGGAUAUCCUGUGCAACAACGCCGGGAUUGCUGAGCCGACCAAGCAAACCCCUAUAACAAAAGACGGGUUCCACAUGGUUCAUCAGGUCAACUUCUUAUCCCAUGUACUGCUGACCCUUCGACUCCUACCAUCUCUAGCUCGCAGUGCCGAGCCGAGAGUUAUCUGUACCACAUCAUGCUUCCACCAUCUAGGAAUCUUCGAUCUGGAACGCUUUAACAGUGAAGAGGGCAGCAGGGGUAACGCUUAUCGGAACAAUAAGCUUUACUACCAAAUGUGGGUUGUAGAGCUGCAGUCCCGACUCCUCAAAAACCCCGAGUACCUCCACAUCACAGUCAAUGGCAUCCAUCCUGGCUUUGUGGCUUCGGGUAUAUGGGAUGGUCUUGAGGAUGCGGGCAAUGCGCCAAGUGGACUGAGCUUGGUUUUGCGCUAUGUCGCCAUCACGUCGCAACAGGGUGGGUUGGCUAUUGUGAAUGCGGCUACUAGUCCAGAAUUUGGGCCAGAUCCUAAGAAGCAGGGUGUUGGCGCACAAACUGGGCGUGGCGGAGGGAAAUAUAUCAAUCGGAUCUGGGAAGGGCCUAUGAAAGCAUAUUGUAAUGAUUCAGAAGCUAGAUCGAGAUUGUGGAUCAAACUGGAUGAGGAGCUGGGUUUACAAGAGAAGGGCCUCCUGACGGGGUUGGGUCUUUGA
Molecule: messenger RNA, 1056 nt
Organism: Penicillium vulpinum
Lineage: Eukaryota; Fungi; Ascomycota; Eurotiomycetes; Eurotiales; Aspergillaceae
Product: Short-chain dehydrogenase/reductase SDR
Exons: 2
Coding region: 1-1056 (351 amino acids)
Source: RefSeq, a predicted model, not a curated record